This is a messenger RNA of Diabrotica virgifera virgifera (western corn rootworm), 891 nucleotides long. RefSeq lists its product as uncharacterized. Bases 131 to 832 code for a protein of 233 amino acids. The transcript has 2 exons. Lineage: Eukaryota; Metazoa; Arthropoda; Insecta; Coleoptera; Chrysomelidae. The record is from RefSeq and is a predicted model, not a curated record.
CUCACAGGAGGUAUUGUGUGUUUUUGUUUUUACUGUUGUUGUGUUCUGUACCAGUGCAGUGUACCCUUGUGAAAAGUAAAGGUUCAGAAUAUAUUUUAUUAGAUUAGAACGUUCAAAAGUAAGAAGAACAAUGAGCGAUGGAAGAAAACGGCUGAGUGGAGCUGAGUACAAAAGGUUGGCGGAUUUGAAAGCUAAAAGAGAACAAAAGGUCAUAGAGCAGACUCACAAAAUUUCAUCGUUUUUUAAAAAGCCUAAUCCAAAUUGUACUUUAAGUACUACCACUUCUACUAGCACAUCCAACGUAGAAGAUGAAUCCCCAACGAAUCGCCUACGUGAAAUAGAAAUCGAAUCCGAAUCUGAAGACACCAAGCGGACUACAGAAGAUAGGCCUUCUUGUGAAGAAGUCACCGUAACAAAUCCUAAUCUGAAUGAAUUUAAUGAAACCGACAUUGCCAAUCCAACAUUAAAAAGUUUUAACACUAUUGAAGAUCCUGCUUUGUGGAAGAUCGAUGAUUCAACACGAGACUAUGUUUGUAAGCAUGGCUUUGAACAAGACUUGAAUAAACUUAAUUUCGAGGCUUCAAAACGGCUUAUUGGGGAACAAUUUCGUUUUCUUUCCCCUGGCUUUUUCAAAACUCAAUUGGUCAAUGGAAAAGAAAUAAGAUCUUAUUUGAUGCACUCUGAAAGUACGGGAAAGCUUUUUUGUGUUCCCUGUCAACUUUUUGGGGGAACCACAAAAAUAGCAACUCAAGGAUUUGACGACUGGAAGCAUGGAGAUAGUCUAAAAAACAUGAUCACUCAGCAGAGCAUAAAUCUUGUAUGCUGGCAAUGAAGAAUAGAGCGAAUGAUUUUGACAUAUACGAAAACUCAGCUCUGGUUAAUUCUGUAGUG